Molecule: messenger RNA, 672 nt
Organism: Amoebophrya sp. A25
Lineage: Eukaryota; Dinophyceae; Syndiniales; Amoebophryaceae
Source: the annotation of a GenBank genome assembly
CAGGAAACGGGUCUAUCUGAGCAAGACCUCCAGACGCUUCGAUCCUUCGUAAUGCUCGAGACGGCUGAAGCGGGCACUUUUCGCCCAGCCUCGGAACUGUACUUUCCUGACGCUUAUCUGAAGACAUCAAGCAACAAAGUCGCAUCCUCCGAAGAUGCGACUUCUACAAGAACGGUUCUUGUAGAACGAAACGCUGCUGCUGCAGCCACGACUUCUCUUCCCACUAUGGAAGCGGUCUUUUCUCGCUCUAGCGCCGCUCCGAAGCUUUUUCUUCACCCAACGAAAUACCUCGCAGCUGGUGGGUCGACCACGUGGUCCACUAGUACGUUGUUGACGACCGUGUUGGAACAGGUGGGUGUAAGUCGGCUUCUCCGAGUCGAGAGAGACACCAUGCUGCUGGACACGGCAGUUUUGAAACAUCCGGAAAUGCGCGUAGAGAAGUUGCUAGAACACCUGGAUCGGCAUCGCUACUCCAUCCAAUUCGACGCCGAAGCAACGCAGAGAUUCCUCCUCUCCCCGUCCACCUGCCCCGAGUUUUUUGUCACAGAUCCGGUGUUUGGGACGGUGCCUCUAGACCUUGUAUUCAAUAAAAACCGCGGUGCUUCAUCAACAUCAACAUCGUCUUCCUCUACUUUAUCUACAACUACCGGGAAGGGGAACAACAUCAAGCAC